Messenger RNA from Caenorhabditis auriculariae, 11425 nucleotides. Lineage: Eukaryota; Metazoa; Nematoda; Chromadorea; Rhabditida; Rhabditidae. The record is from the annotation of a GenBank genome assembly.
AUGCCACAGGGACAUAAUACGAUAAAUUCUCGUUUGAUACGGUUAGGUGGGGGCUUUUCGGCCUUUUUGUCCCAUCCUGAUUUAAUUUCUCAGGGUCCGACCAUGAAUCGGCACAACAAAGGCAUAAGCAAAAUUUCUGCGGUAAUGAAAUUAGGUAAGAUAUUGAUUUUUUUUUUUGAUUUUUUGAAAAGUUACAUUUUCUUUUUUUUUUCAUUUCUAUUUGCAAGUAUAUAUUCCGAUUGCAUUGAAAGGGAAUAGUAAAACUUUCUAAAAUUUGGAUAGAUUUCGAAAGAAAACUUUUUUUCACUCUCAAAACAAGAAGCUUGAUUAAAAAUCAAAAUGUGAACUGAUUCAGCAAAUAAAUAUGCUGUGCGUAUUCAAACUAAACAAGAUUUGCUGAGGCAAAUUUUUUGUAUUUUCCUCGAAUUUUUUAAAACUUUCAGCACGUGUAAAUAUAAUGCUCUAUCUUUUCUCCCACGGUUUCUCUAUGAACAGUUUCGUCGUUACAACAACAUUUUCUUCCUUGUAAUUGCGUUGCUUCAGGUAUUUUAUCAACUCUAUCAUUCAUUUUAUCGUUUUUUUUUUCACAGCAAAUCCCAGAUGUCAGUCCGACAGGGCGAUACACUACGGCUGUACCUUUUUUGAUCAUUUUAUCGGUAUCAGCGCUGAAGGAAAUCUUCGAAGACUUGGUUUGUGAUCAAUUUGUUGAAAUGAACGAACUUAAUUUAGAUUUCUGUAUUAAUAGAAAUGAGUUUCAUUCUCAUUUUAAGCUUUUUUUGAGGUAUUUUUUUCUGAAAAAAUACUUUUUAAUUGUUUUAAAUUCGCAGUAGCUUGGUAAAAAAACUAAAAUUUUAAGAUGAUUAUCUAAGUAAAACAUCUCUGAAAAACUCCAAUUUUCUCGAUAUAUUUUUAUUUUUUUCUUUUUUUCUUUUUUUCUGAAUUUCAUCGAUUACCGCGCGAAAGAUGUUUUUCGCACGUUUUGAAAUGACUUUCAUGUUCGUUUCAUACUAGAGAUAAGGAUUUCGUUGGAUUUUUUUUAGAAUUUCUUAUUCUUUUUUUCUGGUUUUAAUCGUUCAGAGCGCUUUUUUGCAUGAUGCAUAUUUUCAGAAGAGAAGAAGGUCGGACAGUAAAGUGAAUAGUUUCCCUGUCGAGUUGCUGGAAAAUGGAUCAUGGGCGAAAAAAGAAUGGCGUCAGGUUAACAAUUUCCUUUUUCACGCUUUUAUCAUGAAUAUAAAGGCUUUUUCAUAUUGAAUCAAAAAAAAGUUAGGAAUGUUUUCAUUGUUUCAUCUUUCUAUCAAGUUAAAUUCUGUCUACACAUUUUUUUUCUAAACAACUUCGCGAAUUCGUGGUCGCGGAUCGAUUUCAAAAUUUGGCGGUUUAUAGACCUAGGUAAGGGCACUUGAAAACAGGAAAUAUUAUUUGCGAGACCCAAUAAAGGAUCUAGAAUAAGAUUGUUGAAAAUUGAAAUUUUAGGCUUGCACUAUCAGAUUUCUUGGCUGGAAAAAAGUUUCAGUGAUUAUCUUAGCUGGAUCAUUCAAGGCAAUUUUAUCGGAAUAUAUACAAUGAGGUAAAAAACAGUAUUCUGAAAAUUUUCAAGCUGAAUUUGCAAAUUAUCUACGAAUUUUUUCUCUGUUAAUUAAUUGGGUUCAGCAAAUAUUCUUUUUUUUUCAAGUGUUCGGUUAUUAGAUUCAUAAACCAAAAAGUUGUGAACUUGGUUUAUAACAUUGUUCGAAGGAAUUUUCCAAUGUUAGAUUGAAAGAAAUUGGAUAAUGCUGAAUACCAGAAGGUUCCUCAAUGACGUGUCCAAAGGUAAUUUACGCGAAAUUUUUUGUCUGACUCUCAAAAAUUCAGUUAUUUUUUUUCCUCUGACGGCUAUUUUGAAUUUCGCGGAAUUACUUUGAAUACGACACAAGAAAAAUAAAACGAGAAUGCUUUCGUUGAUCGUUGUUCUCUUCUGUUGAGUUAUUUUGUAUCUCUAUUUCACGUCUCAAGUGAAUUACGCUAUUGCGACCCACUGACCGCGUGGAACAGUGGAUAGCACUCUGAUCCGGCGGAGACUGGGUCCUUGAUUCAAUCUCUUUCCCAAUUGGCGCCAAUUUCAAUUUUUUUUUUUGUUCAUUUCAAACAUUCCGUUAAGAGGACGUGAGCUACUCUUUCGAUCGAAAUAAUUUAUUUGAGAAACCGUUUGUUAAUUUCCCCGUAAAUUUCAGGUAAAAGUUGGCGAUUUCAUUCGAGUGGCGAACGAGGAAAUGUUUCCCGCCGAUUUGUUGAUCAUUUCGUCGAGUGAGCAACAAGGCGUCGCCUACAUCGAAACUUCAAAUCUCGACGGGGAAACGAAUCUCAAAAUUAAGCAGGUUUUAAACUUUUCUCAUUUUUUUUUUCAUUUUCCGGAGUUUCAGGCACUGGAAUUGACGGCGAACGUGACGUCAUCCGAAGAGUUGUCCCGGUUCCAAGGCGAAAUCGAGUGUGAGCCGCCUUCCCGGCAUGUUAAUGAAUUCAAUGGAAAUCUCAAGUUUGGCGAAGAGACACGGCAUUUCGGUACAUUUUAACUUCUUGAUAAGCCCUUUUUGGUCUGUAGAAUCACAGGGGUGACUUACUUUUUGCACGACUUCAAGUCCUCGUAUUUCAUAUUCGAAAGUAUUUCAGAGAAAGUUUUUUCCGAAUAAUCUUUGGGUCGUAGUUAGAGCCUCAAGCAUAUUGUGACUCUUAUUGACCACUGGAUUUGGUGCAUAUUUUGUCGUAUUUUCGCAAAAUGUAUAACCUGAUCCAAUGUUCUUUUUCCGGUGUUCAGAAGGUUUUUCUUGUACAUGCUGAAGACUGAGUUAUCAACGGCAACAAGUCUUUUGCACUCGGGAAAAAUUGACUAUACGAACUUGUCUGAGCUUUGUAAACAAGCUUAAAGUCAAAAAGCUUAAAAAGCUCAAACUCAAGUUCGUAUAGUAAUUCGACCGCCAGCGACUAUUUGGAGAGCUCGUUGAUCGAUCUUUUCACUUCUCAGUUUUUUUUUUUAGUGCAUUGAAAACAGUAGGAUAGAAGCAAAAAGAGCCGGACCAAGCUUUUUAAAUAGUCUUUGACGCUUGAAUUGAAUUCGUGACGAGAACCGCGUCCACUUCUCCGCCUCCCUUGCUUUUCAAAUCGACAAGGAUUUUGCCUCUAAGAUGGUUUUAAGUCCCUCCAAUAAUUACGCCCGAUCUGUAGGUAGAAAGCCAACCUCAGGAUGUUUUGACACGAUGUCGUUUUGUUUUAAAGGCACAAAGACGUAUUAUAAAAAAACUAUUUUUUUCAAUCAUAUUUUUCUAAUUUUUUCUUCAUUGCGUAUUUUCAUUGUGAAAAAAAUAGCCGCUUCUCCACUAUCCAAAAUAAAAAAUUUUUUUCCGAUGUUUUGUUAAUUCAAUCUUUUUUCAGGCAUCGAUCAGCUUUUGCUGCGUGGCGCUCGAUUGAAAAAUACAUCCUGGAUUUUCGGAGCCGUCAUUUACACGGGACACGAUGCCAAAUUGCUGAUGAACUCGAAAGUUGCACCCUUGAAAAGGCAAUCGAAAGAUUAAAUAGUCUUUCAUCAGAGUUCUCCUUGUUUCAGUGGAACAAUCGACGUGAAAACGAAUUAUCGUAUUAUUUUCCUAUUCUUUGUACUCGUUGCCUUGGCGUUGAUUUCGGCCGCCGGAUCGGAAAUCUGGCGUUCCAACAAUAUUCCGCAGGCUUGGUACCUCUCUUUCCUGCGUGAGAAACCACUUGAUAAAAACUGAAAAAAAGUUGUUGAAUUGCAGAAAGUGAUUCGCGUGGCUCGUUCCUCUGGGGCGUCUUGACUUUCUUCAUUUUGUACAAUAACUUGAUCCCCAUUUCGCUGCAAGUCACCCUCGAAAUUGUCAGAUUCUUCCAGGUAACCUUCUUCAUUCCUUUUUCUUUGUCUUCUCCUUCAAAAAUUUAAAAAUAGGUUCCUCUAAGGACCAUUCAAAAAAAAACAAUCCAACUUCCUUUUUGUUUUUUUUUGAUUUUUUCUACUACAAACAUAAUUAACCUGAAAUGCUCUAAAAUGUUCAAGAAACUCGCCUUUAGGCAGGUUACAUCAACAACGACAUUGAAAUGUACGAUGUGAACAGCGAUUCUUGUGCCGUGGCGCGGACCUCGAACUUGAACGAAGAGCUCGGAAUGGUUUCACCGGCAUUUGAUCUCUAACUCAAUCUUUCUUGUUUUCUAAUUAGGUGAAAUUUGUGAUGAGUGACAAGACGGGCACGUUGACGCGCAACGUGAUGAAGUUCAAAAGGAUCUCGGUGGCUGGAAAGAACUACGGGGACAACGAAUCCGACGAGUUCAACGACGACUCCCUGCUCGAAGACGCCAAGAACAAGGCCUCCGACGGCGUCAACCAUAUCGUCGAGCUUCUGACGAUGAUGGCCGUCUGUCAUACGGUCGUUCCGGAGCACAAAGACGGCGAGGUCCUAUUAUAGUCCUUCGCUAGAGAGAACUGGAACUCUGAUUUCGAGAUGUCCAGUCAUUUGAAAUGAGCGGAAAAAAAAAAAAAGAUCAUUUUUGUUGCAGAUAAUAUAUCAAGCGUCAUCACCGGAUGAAGGAGCAUUGGUCCGUGGCGCGGCAUCGCAAAAAGUAGUUUUUCACACUCGUCAACCCCAGAAAGUGGUCAUCGAUCUGGUAGCAGCACCUCAAAGUCUAAAUAUUUUUAUGCUUCCAAUAGUUGGGAAAAGACGAACCAAUCGAGCUUCUGGACGUCAUCGACUUCACGUCGGACCGAAAGAGAAUGAGCGUCAUCGUGCGCGAUUCGAAGCAUAAAAUCAAGCUUUACACGAAAGGAGCUGUAAGAACCGGAAUGCUGUAUAGGACUGGAACCACUGAAUGUUUCAGGACACGAUGAUUUUUGAUCGGCUCACCCAAGGCAGUGAUACAGACCUCAAAACUUGCCAGUUCGUUUCCUAGUGUACAUCUCUUGAAGGUGUAAGACGAACUUCAAUAGGAUGGCCCAUUUUUUUCACGACUUCGAACGAUUUCUCGCUCUCCCGCUAAUAAAAAGAAAAAAAUUCCAGGCAACUUCGAAGCUUUUUAAAUAUAGAUCUGGUUUUAAAAUAGAUAUAAAAUAGAAGUUUAUAAGAGAAAUUGUGCACAGAAUUUUGAAAUUUUUGUGUUUUUGAAAGGAACUAAGAGUUUUAGAAGAUAUGAUCAGCAAAAUACCUGGCUGAAGAAAGUAAAGCUAGGAAUCGUUUUAACACAUGUUCUAGUACAAAUAAAGAGCAAAAUAGGGUCGUGAUUUGUUCAAUGUGUAAAAAAAUUUGUUCAAUGUAUAAAAAUUUUUUUAGGGAGUUGCCAGAGCGAAAAUGCAUCGUAAUCUCAAAAUAUUCAAUUUUGAGCUCAAAAAAGUGCCGAAAAAGUUUUUUUCAGACUUUUUUUUCAGGGAACACUUAGAGGAUUAUGCCUCAUUCGGCUAUCGGACGUUGUGUUUUGCAAUGCGCACCAUUGAAAAAGUUUAUUUUUUCUGUAUUUGAAUAUCAUCUGUUGGUUUUAAUAGAGCGAAUAUGACGAGUGGGCGCCGAAAUACAAGCAAGCCUCGUUGGAAAUUGAAAAUCGCACGAAAAAGCUCGCCGACGUCGCGGAAAGUAUUGAACACGACUUGACGCUACUCGGUGCGACGGCCAUCGAAGACAAACUUCAGGAGGUUUUUCUUUCAAGAAUUUCUUAUUUUGAAGUCGAAAAUAUUUAAUUUUUGUUUUGAAAAGGCGGCGUGCGGGAUUUGCAGUGAAAAAGAGGUGUUUUGGCGCAUUGUUAGCGCUUAGGGAAUGAGACCCUGUUCUCACGAAAGAGUCCAACUAAGGCGAUUUACGUUUCUUUGGUGAUUUUUUUUUUCAAUUUAGUAUGAAUCAAAAAAACAAACGUUUUUUUAAAAAAAUUUUGUGUCGUUUUUUUGUUUUUGUACUGAAUCCACAGAAAAACGGUACACCAGUUUCUUUUUUUUUGAGAAUUUUUAAUGAAAAAUUAAUGAGAAACAAAAUGAACACCAAAAAAAAACCAGAAAAAUUGUUAUCACGUCAGGUUUGAGGAGAGAUCUCAUUCUUAAAUUUGUUUUAAUACGCCACAGUCUUCGAAAAGUGGUCAUUCUACCAUUAAACGAGUUUUUCCUUCUCUUUUCCUUUAAUACUCAUGGAAGCUUAGCUUCGUACCAUCUCCAUUUCAGUAUGUCCCGGAGACGGUGCAAGCCCUCAUGCAGGCGGAUAUGCGUGUCUGGAUGCUCACGGGAGAUAAGCGGGAGACGGCCAUUAACAUUGGUAAAGAAUAUAUUCGUCAAACCCCAACCAAGCGAUCCUUUCAAUAUUUGAAAGAUUGGCCUGACAGAGUUUUUGUUGAAGAUCAUUUUUGAAAGCAGAAAAAAAGCAAUUUUUAAAAGUAUUUGUUUGGUUAAGUGUUGGUUUUUGACGAAUCAUAGCGAUUUUGUAUUCUUAGUAUGUAUAUUCCAGCCCAUUCUUGCGCUUUGCUUCAUUCCAACACUGAGCUGUUGAUCGUCGACAAGCACACGUACGAGGACACCUACAGCAAGCUUGAACAGCUUGCCAGCCGAGCUGUCGACCUGGAAAAAGAGGAAAAGUGGGUAUUUGGAGGUAAAAAAGAACGAGGCGUGGAAAAGAGAAAACAAAUAUUUUUUUUCUUUUUUAAGGCUCUCAUAGUUUAAGCUAUUUAGAAGGUAACUUUCAUCAGCAUGUUCUUCCUCGCGUUCAGACAACUCUGAAUAAUAUCACUAACCUAGGCGCGUACGUUUAUUUGAAGAAAAAGGGAGCAAAAAGUAAACUCUGUCAGUUCAGGUUGGAGCAGAAAAGUCAAGAUAAAGUUGUAUGAAAUAGAAAAAAAAAUUUAGAAGAAGCUGUUGUUCAAAUGACCUUUCAGAAAAGGGAUUUGGGUUUCUCGAUCCCUAUUCCAGUUCUUAAGUGAAAAAUGCUAUUCGAUUUUUUUCCUCUCAUUUCGAAUCUUCCAACCGAAUAGAUUUUGAAGCUUCGAAAAAAAAAACAAAUUUUUAGGCAAUUCGCAAUGGUGAUUGACGGGAAGUCGCUGCUACAUGCGUUGACAGGCGAAUGUCGGCAGCAUUUCGGGAGCCUGGCCCUUCGUUGCCACGCCGUUGUCUGCUGUCGGAUGUCGCCGAUGCAGAAGGCCGAGGUGGUGGAGAUGGUCCGAUCCCUGGGCGACCACGUCGUGAUGGCGGUCGGCGACGGUGCCAACGAUGUCGCCAUGAUCCAGGCGGCCAACGUCGGCGUCGGCAUCUCUGGCGAAGAGGGUCUUCAGGCUGCGUCCGCUUCCGACUACGCCAUCCCUCGGUUCCAUUACCUCCGAAGACUUCUCUUAGUUCGUCUUUCUUUCCUUUCUUUCCGGGACUCUAUUUGUUGAGAAAUUGAAAAAAAAAGUGUUUCAAAGAUGUCCUCAAACGAAAAGAAAAAUGAAAUGAGUUCUACUAGGAGUUUGUCGAGCGAUUCGUAAAGUCUAUCCACAUUAUCUUCAUUUCUUAGGUUCAUGGCGCCUGGAACCACGAUCGAUCAGUGAAAGUGAUCCUCUACUCGUUUUACAAGAAUAUUUGCCUGUACAUUAUUGAACUUUGGUGAGUUUUGAAGAAAAAAAAAGAAAAAAAGGAUUGAAGUUGCAAAACUCUAAAUUUGACUUUAUUUUUCUUGUUCUCCAUUUUUCUCCAAAGGUUUUUUGGUUCAUUUCCGCGGAGCGCGUAUCUACCAGACUUUUCGGUUCACUUGGCUUAAGUUUUUUGAUCUCUUUUUAUUUAUUUCAAACCUUGCAAAUGAGGUCUUUUGACUUUGCGGUUGGGAUUUCCUUGAAAAUUUGCCGAAAACCUCUUUGAUGUACCAGAAAAAGCUCCUGAAAGUUUCAACUUGAACAACCCCCGGGUUUUCGAGAGAUGAGGGCUUUAAGUCCAAAAAUGGCGUAUUUUUUCCUUUCCAAUUUUCAGGAAAAUCCCAACCUCAGUCUGAAAAGACGAUCCUUUGGCCUAAAAGAUUUACAGAAAUAGAGAAGUUGAAAAAUUGGGAGAAUUUUCAUGACCUCAGAAAAAAAUGGUUUUUUUUAAUUCGCAUUUUGUUGAAGGUUCGCAAUUUUCUCAGCGUGGUCCGGCCAGACGAUCUUCGAGCGAUGGACGAUUGGAAUGUUCAACGUUAUUUUCACAGCUUGGCCGCCGGUGAUCCUCGGCCUUUUCGACCAUCCGGUGCCUGCUGAGCAGAUUUUAAAGUUCCCAGCCCUCUAUAGCAGUUUUCAGAAACGAGCAUUCAGCAUAGGGGUACUGUAUUAAUCCUUGAAAUUAAAAAAAUUUUUUGUUUUUUCCAGAACUUUUGCCUUUGGAUUGGCUUGGCGAUCGUACAUUCAUUGUCGUUGUUCUUCCUCUCAUAUGCUUGGCUUGAACAUCAGGUUUUUUUUCUUUUCGCAAAAUAAUCUAUUUGAAUCGAGUGGUCCGAUCUUUGGAAAAGUCGGAAAAUUUUCGAAAAUAAAGACUUUAACAUUUUUCAAAAUUCGUAGUUUUUACGCCUUUCUUAUGUACGGUUCUCUGAUAAUCAACAUCAGUAAGACUUAUUUUAAUGAAGUUUUCGUGGUAUGAAAAAAAAGCCAGCGAAUUUUCAAACGGCGAUUUUUUCGAUUCUUUCAUAUCGCUUGGGAAUUUUCCGACUGAGAAGUUUCCGACUUUUUUUUCCCGUGUAUUGUUCGGGUCAUAAAAGAUCUAUUAACAUGUUUUUUUCCUUUUUCUUCGUGUUUCAAGCAUGAAUCAACUAUCUAUUUUAUAUUCGACAAUUCAAAACGAAAAGAUUAUAGAGAAAAAAAAGUCGGAAAAGGAAUAGUCGGAAAUUUCUCAGUCGGAAAGUUCCAUAGCGUUAUGAAAAAAUUGGAAAAGUCGCCGUAAAAUUUGCUGGCUUUUUUUUCAUACCUUCAUAUUUUCAGAUUGUCUGGAGCAACGGACGUUUCGGCGGAUGGCUGAUGCUCGGGAAUUGCGCCUACACGGUUUUCGGGACCUUAAUCAUUUGUGAUGACCGCUUCCUUUGCAGUUUGUGGUCGUGACGGUUUGUCUGAAGGCUCUCCUCGAGUGCGACUCCUGGUCUUGGCCGAUUAUCGUCGCUUCUUUCGGCUCAGUCGUUCUUUGGCUUCUUUUUAUCGUCGUAUACGCGCUGGUGAGCAGGGUUUUCAGCUAUUUUCAAAAAUAAAGGAUGGUAUUUCGAAGGAAAGGUUUCACUUUCCAGUUUUGGAGACGAAGAUAUGAUUUUUUUUUUCCAAAGAGACUUCCAGCGCUUUUUUUUUCGAAAUAAAUGUAAUUACAAGAACAAAAGUGAUAAAACUCUUUUUUUUCAUAAUUCUUUGCCCGUCUUCAUUCCAAUGCAAAAAAAAAUUCUGAACCAUAGGUGUUCCCGACGAUUUCGACGAAAAUAGGCAGCGACAUCGCCGGAAUGGCCUACAUCAUGAUGUCGUCCUGGUCAUUUUGGUUCGCCUUACUUUUCAUCCCGGUGGCGACGCUCAUGUGGGACCUUGUCAUCAAAAGGUUCGAUCUUCUUCGGGGUAAAAAAGUGAUCCGGAUUGAAAGAAAGCAAAAGAUGAAAUGAUAUUUAACAAGAAAAGCUAAUAAAUAGUAACGAACGUCAUCCUCUGGCCUUGGGCCUUACGCCCAUCAGCAGGAGGGGAAAACUCCUAUUCCAGAAAAGUCUGUGGAUGGUUCUAGACUAAAUCCACCACGCUGAAGCUAUCUGUCAUAAUCAAAAAUUUCUAGGAAAGCUCCUUCAUUUUUUCAGUCGUUUGAAAUGUUGCGAAAACUGCUGUUCGUCAAUUAUUCACUUUUUCAGUUUUUCACUAUUUUUCCCGUAAUCUAUCUUUUUUAUUACAUCUGUAGACGAUUUUUUUGAAAAAUUUGGACAACACGUUAGUUGAAAAGAAAUUAAGCCCUCAUGGAAGAUGAAGAAUAAAUUUUCAGUCUGUUCACGAUUGCUCUGCCGACCCCUCGCGAGCUGGCUGUGAUGUACGCAAAGCGGAACUCCUCACCAACUGGAUUCGAACGGUUAGCAAGGUUUGUUAUCUUUUGUGUUUCGCGUGUCCCCCACACACACACGAACUAUGGUUUUUAUUAAUUUCUCUUUCUCUUUUUCGCCCAAGACACAUUCAAAUCAAAUAAGUUGGUCGAAUUCAGUCCACUCGGUUUUGUUUUUGUUGCAGUCACAAUGCAGGGGUCUAACUCUAACUGUGUGAGUUUUGCAACAAUACUUUCUCAUUAUCAAAUAAAAGUGUUUCCUUUCGUAGUCAUUGCGGUGGUGGUGUCGAUAGUGAUUCAUUUUGUGUAGACUUUUUCUGAGUGUUCAAUGUGCCUUUUUUUUCGCUUCUCGUGAAUGUCUUUCUGUCCGUACUAGCACUCUGUCCUAAAUAACCUAAAAAAAACUCGAUAGUUUGCUGGGUUUGGGGAGUUUUUUCCGAUACCUGUUUAAGCUAAGGAUUGAUCGGAAAUUUCAGAAGCGACCGUUUAGACGAAAAAAAAAGUCGAUGUUUCAAUUUAUUUUUACUGAUAGCUGAGGAAACUGAAAAUAAAAUCGGAAAGGCUCUACUAAAUUUGAUUGCGAAAACUUCAAUUUUGGCACGUGCUCAAAGUAAAGUUUAAAAAUAUUUUUAUUGGUCGCUAUUAAAUUGGAUAAAAAAUCGUUGAUUUUUGUCAGAGCGCACUUGAUAAAGAGUAUUGCAAAAAAUAGCUACUGCACGGUGCUGUAACAACUGCAACCCACCCUUUGAGAAGUUGGGGAGGACUCUAGACGGACAAGAAAUCCUGAAGCGAUCACUUGAGAGCUUAGCAUUGAAGUGUUCACUUUAGCAAAUACCCAACUUUUUCUGGCCUUUUGAAGAUUUCUAUUGAGGGAAGAAUGUAAGCUUUUUCAUUGUGGACUUCAAAAGAGCAAGUAAGUAGCCACUCGUCGCUUUUGGAUUGGAGGAAUUUCAAGGGAAUAGGGGCCGCUCUGCUUUUUCACAGUUAUUUUUCGGCUUUUAAUGGUUGAAAAAACUUCAAGUGGUCACUUCAAGAUUUCUUUUUCAAAGAACUUAUCAUUAUAGGGUGCUCUUCAACUUUUCAUGGGCGUGUGAGCGAGAGAGGGAGAGAGAGAGAGAUUUUGGCAUGUUCAGCGUGCUGGCGGCGGACCAAGGGCGCCGGAAGUCGCUGGUGUUUCCUCGAAGCACGAGUGGCUCAUCGUCAAGAAGACGUCGUCACGGACGCCCUGAGAAGUCGGCGGCGUCGUCAGUGCGGUCACGUCUCCGGGGCUACGACAACAAAGGCGCCGAGUACGGUAGCACGGAGAUGUCGACGGUCUCCAACGGUGCGCCGCAGGAUCGACAGAGGGUCCAUCCCAAAGAUUCUCGGAGGGACGCCGAUACAGCUAAUCAGGCGAACGUAACGCGUAUCGUCGUCAAUGCUGACGAGGAUUGA